AUGGUUCGGUGGAUGGAGGGCUCACGCGUUGCUCUCCUAUGCCUCUUGCUCCUAUUUAUCUUCCUCACCCCCGAUCAGCCUAACCAAAACCGUCUUCAACGUCGCCUUGACAAAGUCAACGAACAGCGUCAGGUUGAACUCGAUAUAUUGUUCAACUCGUCCUACGGUCAGUUCGAUCCGAAAACGAAUGGCUGGCUGAACCUCACCGGUUUUCACGAGCACGAUGGGUAUCGGUGGGAGUGGCUUGGGACAGCCCAAGAGCUGAGUCAGAAGCAAUUUGAGCGGGCUUGGACGGGCAUUGAUCUGAACAAUGACCUCCCAAUCUAUGACAAGGUCACCGGAGAGAUUCGAGGGAAGGUAUUUCGACAAGACAUCCCGGCGUCGGCUCAUUCUCUCAACCUGACCGCUCUCGAGCCCAAGAAGGACUAUAUGUCGGCCAAGUUCGAGAGAAACAUCACGGAGAAAGAGAGCGAGCUCGGUUUGUCCAUCUAUGACUCUCAAGAACGGCCGCGCCACGAGGCUUCAGCCAUCAAAGCUGAUCUCUCCAUAUGGACCAAAUCUUCCCCGGGCAAUGGCUGGCUUGCCCAUGUCCAAGGCGUCCAUUUCCCAUCUGGUCAAAUUAUCAUGACCACCACCAGCUCCAAAUUUAACUCGUUGCCAGCAUUCCCCCAUUUGGCACUCAAUGCCGAUGGUUUCCAUGCUACCAAAUCCAUCAUGAACGAAACGAUACACAAACUUCAGAAGACCUCCGACGACGGACUAGAUGGAUUCGCCUUUGCCCCACAGUGCGAGCUCAUUGUUUGGUUGCAGCCGCUCCCUCACCAAUUCGACGGUCUGACUCCGAUCCAGACACGUGAAUUCCUUCAACAGGUUGAACAGGAGCUCCAACAGCCAGAAGGGGCGCCCAUUGGCCCGCCACCGCCCCUGGCGUUCUCGGCGGUCAUAUUCUCUCCGGAUUGUGGCUACAUUCUUGGAUCCGAUUCCAUCUUUGGACCCAAGGUCGAGACAUACUGGGCCCUGGCACAACGGCUGUUGUUUUCGUUCAUCAUGGUCGUUGGUCUGCAGAUCGCCCUUUUGAAGCGCCAGAUGGAGAAGGCGGCCACACCGUCGACACGAAGCCGCAUAGCGUACAACACGAUCGUCAUUGCCGCCCUGGGAGACGGUUUGUUUCUGUUUGCCCUGAUUGCUCUCCUCAUGAUUGACGAGGCGGCGUUCCUCAUGGUCGCUUCAGCGGCCUUUCUCUCCUGUAUUCACGUGGCAUUUCUGGAAGUGAAGUUUGUCUUCGACAUAUGGACGGUUCAGGUGGAUGCAGAACGUGAAAGACAAAUUCGAGAGGCCGCCCAUUCCGCUCCCGCUCCUCCGGCCGCGCCGACCACCACUCCUGCAUCAGAAGCAAAUGAACCCGACCGUCGGGCUCCCUCCGCUCCGUCUCCCGAACGGCCAGCACCAGAUGCAGAUGAAUCAGCCGGUCUUCCUCUUCCGGCCACGGCGCCGCGACCAGAAGACGCCACGCCGAUCAUUAUUCCGUCGGACCAGGACACUCCCGUGCCAGCGCGAGAUCCCCGCCGGCGGUCAUUUGCACAGAUGUAUAGCAGAUUCUACUUCUCCCUCGUCAUGCUCAUGUUUUUUUCACUGUGGGCGAUGUCAUGGCCACGAGCCUUACGUUCGGCUUAUGCGAACUUCCUUGUCUUCUGCUACUUUUCAUUCUGGUGGCCGCAAAUUUACCGCAACAUCAUGCGAAACUGUCGCAAGGCUCUGAGCUGGGAAUAUGUUCUUGGAUCCAGCGUCCUCCGAGCCGUCCCGGUUCUUUACUGGUAUUUCGCGGAUCACAACAUCCUGUCCAUCGACCCCAGUCCUCCCACGGCUGUGAUCAUGCUAGGCUGGCUGUGGCUUCAAGUCGCCCUUCUUGCCAGUCAACAAUUUCUCGGCCCUCGUCUUCUGGUGCGCGAUUCGUGGUGUCCACAAGCCUACGAUUAUCACCCGAUUCUCCGCGAGGACGACGUGGAAGCAAAUGGCAUGUCCCUCGGUCUCUUAGCCUCGGCAUCGGAGGCCAAGGACAAAGAUGAUAAGACUCGAAAGGUGUUUGACUGUGCCAUUUGCAUGAACGAGAUUGAUGUUCCCGUUUUAUCCCAGACCGAUGGCGCCGGGGGCGGAGCGGCCUGGCUGGAGCAGAGGAACUACAUGGUCACGCCUUGCAGACACAUUUUUCACGCCGAAUGCCUGGAGGGUUGGAUGAAUCUGCGACUCGUUUGUCCUGUGUGUCGAGAGGCAUUGCCACCAUUGUAG
This is a messenger RNA of Rhinocladiella mackenziei CBS 650.93, 2286 nucleotides long. RefSeq lists its product as uncharacterized. The record is from RefSeq and is a predicted model, not a curated record. Bases 1 to 2286 code for a protein of 761 amino acids. NCBI's taxonomy places the organism in Eukaryota, Fungi, Ascomycota, Eurotiomycetes, Chaetothyriales, Herpotrichiellaceae. Gene Ontology annotation, molecular function: zinc ion binding. The transcript has a single exon.